AAAAAAAAAUACUUUUAUUAUCUUAUUUUAUAGAUGAUGAACAUAUAUUAGAAUUUGAUACGGAUUCCAAUGAUGAAAGUGAAAAUGAAUAUGAUAUAUCUUCAUCAAGAGUAUCUUCAACUAUACAAUUUCCAGCUUUACUCGAUGAUAAAAAUAUUCAUAUUCGUAAUGCAUAUAUUGAUAGAAAACAUAUUUGUUCCGAAUUUAUUUUAAUGAUUGAACAUAAAGAAACAAUUGCUAUUAGUUGUUUUACGAAAAAACUAACAAAACAAAUAUCUGAUUCAAAUGUAUUUCAUAUUAAUAAUCAGGAAGAAUUACAUUUAUAA
Messenger RNA from Rotaria sp. Silwood2, 326 nucleotides. Lineage: Eukaryota; Metazoa; Rotifera; Eurotatoria; Philodinida; Philodinidae. The record is from the annotation of a GenBank genome assembly.